Messenger RNA from Saccostrea echinata, 913 nucleotides. RefSeq names its product PITH domain-containing protein GA19395-like. Bases 72 to 710 code for a protein of 212 amino acids. The transcript has 6 exons. Gene Ontology annotation, cellular component: nucleus. The record is from RefSeq and is a predicted model, not a curated record. Lineage: Eukaryota; Metazoa; Mollusca; Bivalvia; Ostreida; Ostreidae.
GACUGACAAAUUGAAAGUAGAGGACAUACGGCGUAGAUUCUGAAGAACAGUAAAUAUUUGUAAAAUUAAGGAUGUCGGGGCACGGUCAUAGUCAUGGCAGCGGGGGAUGUGGUGGGAAUCAUAAUUGUGAUGAUCACUUGACAGAAGAUCAAUUGGCUGAUGCGUACAGUUUAUAUACUAAAAUAAACAUGGAAGCUGUCCAGUGUCUGAAUACAGAAAAUUCACCCAAGUCUGUCUUCAAACCCUGGGAUCAGAGACUCGACAAAGAGAGGUUUGUAGAAAGUGAUGCUGAUCCAGAAUUGCUGUUCAAAAUCCCAUUUACAGGAAAUGUGAAAUUAAAAGGCAUCAUAGUAAUUGGAGAACAAGGGGAAAACCAUCCUAGCAAAAUGAGACUGUUCAAAAAUGCCCCGGAAAUGACCUUCGAUGAUGUAGGUCGUAAGGCAGACCAAGAAUUUGAGCUGACCCCUGACCCAGAAGGCACUCUACAGUAUGGUGUCAUAGCAGCAAGGUUCAAUAGUGUAGAUACACUUACCAUCCAUUUUCCAUCCAGUUUUGGAGGUGAAAACACGAAGAUAUACUACAUUGGACUGAAGGGGGACUUUCAAGAGGCCCGUCGACAAGAGGUUGUUAUAGCAACGUACGAAGCUAGACCAAUGCCAGAAGAUCAUAAAGCUGAUGACUUUGAAAACUUUCAUCACCCAAUCAGUUAAACUUCAUCCCUCAGUCAUCGGAUUGCGUGCCAUUGGUUAUAGACAUGUCAUCUCUAGCUUUGUAAUGAUUUCUACACUUUUUGUACAUUUUUUUCUAAAAUUUUUUUGUACCUCUUGUGAUAAUAGAUAGAAAGGACAAGGUAAUGCAAUAAUGUCUCAGGACAUAUAUCAGUGAUGGUUAUCAAUAAAGUACAUGUAUGUCA